CCCUCAUACCCAACCACAACAAUGGCAACACCACCACCCCAACACCUCCCCGUCCAAACCCACCACUGCCGUUUCUGCAACCACCUCCUCCUAGCAACAACGCGCUCAAUCCCCUCCCUCCCGCGCCGCAAAGAACCCUCAAAAGACAAUGCGUUGAUUCUUCCCCUCCCGCUCGAUACCACUACCUCUACCUCCACCUCCACCUCCACUGCCCCAACCACAACCACAACCGACGAUACCUCUUCCUCCUCCGCGACACAAAAACACUACACGAUUCUCCUCUCAACUACUAUUCCGGAUCGAAAACCAACAUUGAUUCGCAGAGAAGAUGGGUUCGAGAAGAGGCUUUUCUUGCGGUGUGGACGGUGUCGGGUGGUCGUGGGGUAUUUUUUGGAUCCGGUCCAUUUUCCGGAAUUGAGGGGGGAGAAGAAUAAGCGGGGGAGGGAGGAGGAUGGGGAUGGGGAUGGGGAUGGGGUUGUUGAGGGGGAAGAUGAGAAGGCGAGGGUGGUUUAUUUGUUGCCUGGGGCGUUGAUGGAGACGGGGGUAAUGAUGGAGGAGACGGAUGAGAAGGUACGGGGGUUGGAUCGGGAGUGGGUUGGGUGGUUGGAGGGGAAUUGA
Molecule: messenger RNA, 618 nt
Organism: Aspergillus ibericus CBS 121593
Lineage: Eukaryota; Fungi; Ascomycota; Eurotiomycetes; Eurotiales; Aspergillaceae
Exons: 1
Source: RefSeq, a predicted model, not a curated record